AUGCCGAUAAUUAGGCUAAUCACCACCACCACCAUAAUUUCCCUCCUCAUCCUCAUCCUCUCCUCCACAUUUUCUUUCCCUGUUGUUGUUGCCUCGUUGGAUCAACGAGGCAGCAGCAACAACAACGACAAUGCGUCAAACACAACCUCGUGGUGCGACGAGACACCGCACCCGGACACGUGCAGGCACUACACGAGUCACGUCACCUGGCCGCACGGGACCCAGCCGGGGGCCGGGAGGUCGGAGUUCCGGAUCGCAAUCAUCGAGGCGACCCUCAGACAGGCCCUGGACGCGGCGAGGAGGGUGUACAGGUGGAAGUCGAGGGCGCGGACCCACGCGGAGCGCGCCACGUGGAUCGACUGCGUCCGGUUCCACGUGGGCACGGUCCGGCAGCUGAACCGGACCCUCCACGGGCUCCGCUCCCCGAAGUCGUGCACCGACUUCGACGCCCAGACGUGGCUCAGCACCUCGCUCACCAACCUCGAGACCUGCCUCACGGGCUCGGCCGACCUCAACGCCACGGACUGGGCCCGGCCCAUGAUGUCCGCCAACCUGUCGCGGCUCAUCAGCAACACGCUGGCGGUCAACGGCGGGCUGCUGGGGCCUCAGGAAGAGGAUGAUGUCGGUGGGGGAGAAACGGCGUCGUUUCCGAAGUGGUUCGGGUCCCGGCAGCGGCGGCGGCUGCUGCAGCAGCAGCCGUCGUUGGGGUCGGCGACCGUGAGGGGGAAUCUAGUGGUGGCGAAAGACGGGUCGGGUCAUUACAGGACGGUUCAGGAGGCGAUCGAUCGGGCGAAGAUGAGGAGGUAUCGGACGAGGUUUGUGAUCAGGGUGAAGAGUGGGGUCUACAGGGAGAACAUUGAGGUGGAUAAUGACAACGGAUAUAUUUGGCUGAUUGGUGACGGGGUGAGGAACACCAUUAUUACUGGCGAUCGUAGCGUCGGCGGUGGAUACACCACCUACAGUUCUGCAACCGCCGGAAUCGAAGGCCCACGCUUCGUGGCACGUGGCAUCACCUUCCGCAACACGGCGGGCCCCAGAAAGGGCCAGGCCGUGGCCCUCCGGUCAACCUCCGACCUCUCCGUCUUCUACCAGUGCAACUUCGAAGGCUACCAGGACACCCUCUUCGUCCACUCCCAGCGCCAGUUCUUCCGCGACUGCACCGUCUCCGGCACCAUCGACUUCAUCUUCGGCAACGCCGCCGUCGUCUUCCAGAACUGCGUCAUCUCGCCCCGCCGGCCCUUACCGGGCCAGGCCAACAUGAUCACCGCACAGGGCCGCAACGACCCGUUUCAGAACACCGGGAUCUCGAUCCACAACUCGCGGAUCGUGCCGGCUCCCGACCUCUUGCCGGUGGUCAGAGCUUUUAAGACGUAUCUGGGCCGGCCGUGGAUGCAGUACGCGCGGACGGUGGUGGUGAGGAGUUACGUGGACAGGUUCGUUUAUCCGGCGGGUUGGUCCAAGUGGCAGGAGAACAACGACUUUGCGAUCAACACGUUGUAUUUCGGGGAGUAUGGGAAUUACGGGCCGGGUGCUUCGACCCGGUACAGGGUCCGGUGGAAGGGGUACCAUGCGAUCAGGGAGAGGGCCGAGGCGUCGCGGUUUACGGUGAAUGGGCUUAUCGCAGGGAGGGCGUGGUUGCCGCCGACCGGGGUGCCGUUCACUUUGGGUCUUUGA
Molecule: messenger RNA, 1674 nt
Organism: Linum trigynum
Lineage: Eukaryota; Viridiplantae; Streptophyta; Magnoliopsida; Malpighiales; Linaceae
Source: the annotation of a GenBank genome assembly